Molecule: messenger RNA, 4158 nt
Organism: Schistosoma mattheei
Lineage: Eukaryota; Metazoa; Platyhelminthes; Trematoda; Strigeidida; Schistosomatidae
Source: the annotation of a GenBank genome assembly
AUGUCAUCAAAUUUAUGUACAAAUUCAAAUCGUUUCAAUAAUUCAAUAAGCAAUGGCAGCCGUUCGUCAAAAUUGAAUCAACAACAACAAAAUUCACAAAGAACUGAUAUAAAUUCUUUAGUUGAUGACGAUAAUACUACUGAUAGUAUUGGUAGUAAUAACAGUAGUAGUAUAAAGCAUACAUCAUGGUCACCAAGUGAAAAUUCCAAUAAUAAUAAUAAUAAUAUCAAUAGUAACAACCGGGGAAAUUCUUCUUUAAAAGAUCAAAAUCAUAUUUCCAUAAAUGGGGAUUUACAGCAGCAACAACAAGGAAGAUGUUCAACGAAAAAUGAAGCAUUGAAUCCAUUGUCGGAUAUGAAUAGUCAAUGUCUAAUAAUUGAGCAAAGAUCUAAGACUUCAAUCAGUUUUGAUAGCAUGCAAUCAACACAUAGUAACCAUUCAAAUUCUAUUAAACAUGAUCAUUGCUCAUUGACCUCAUCGAAAUCACCACCAUUAUCUCCAUCCAAUUCGUCGUCGUCGUCAUCAUCAUCAGUAGCAUCAAAUCAUAGUCUUUCAUUUAGAAAUAAUGAAAAUUCUCAGUGGAACAAUAAUCAUAACAUUCGUAGAGAUGCCACUACUAUUAACUCUUGUAAUACAAAAUCUCAAGCAGACAUGGUUGAUAAAUCAAAUUCACCAACUGAAGAUAAUUCAUAUAAUGUUAAAUUAUCAAGAUACAGUCAUCAACAGCACCGACGUCAAUCCAAUAAAUCAAAUUUAUCAUCUUAUUGUAUGUCAUCAGAUCAUGAGAUGAAUUAUAAUGAAGAAUGUCAAAAAAGACAACUAUUAGGUAAAGACUUAGAUGUAGAAGGGAAAAAGUAUAAUGAGGAUGAAGAAGAGGAGAGAGAAGGUGUUGAAUAUAAAAAUGAUUGUGUUGAUGGUGCUGAAGCUAACGGUGAUAUAGACGAUAUUGAUGGUGUUAAUCAUGUAGAUCGGAAUAAUGCUAAUGAUGAUAAUAACGAUGACGACGAUGAUGAUGAUAACGAUGAUGACAAUGAUAAUCCCUAUUCAAUUGAUCAACAAACUAACCAUCAUUAUUCAACGUCAUUUCCAACAUUGACUUCAGAUAGUUUAAGUAAUUGUAUAUCACCAAUGUUAGCUGCCGCCGCAAUGGCUGCGUUAACCACUGGUUGUUUUCCAACACCAUGUAAUCAAUUAAGUCAGUUAAAUUAUUCAUUAUUAUCUAAAUCUUAUGGAAUAUCUCAAUUAUCACCAUCACCAACUCCUCUGCAUCCACCACCACCACUAACAUUACAACCACCUGUACCCCCUUCAUCAUCAUCGUCGUCGGCACAUACGCAACGUUCACACAUAACAAAACAACAACAACUAGCAUUUUUGAAUUCAACACCAAACAGAAAUUCAAAGGUGAGCGGUACUCAUCAUUCGCACUCUCAUCAUCACCAACAUAAUAAUUGUAAUAAUAAUAGUGUCAGUAUUAAUAGUCUAUCAUCAGUCGGUUGUAAUUCGUCAUCUCCAAUUCAUUCGAUUCAUUCAAAUAAUGAUGGUUAUAAUACAAUUACUAAUAAUAAAAAGCAAUUUAAACAAUUAUACGUUAUUUCAGAUGAUCCAAAAAGAAAAGAAUUUCUUGAUGAACUUUUUGUUUAUAUGCAAAGAAGAGGUACACCAGUUAAUCGAAUACCAAUUAUGGCUAAACAAGUUUUGGAUUUAUAUGAACUAUUUCAAUUAGUUGUUGCACGUGGGGGUCUAGUUGAAGUGAUUAAUAAAAAAUUAUGGCGUGAAAUAACUAAAGGUUUAAAUUUGCCUUCAUCAAUUACAAGUGCUGCAUUUACAUUAAGAACACAAUAUAUGAAAUAUUUAUACCCAUAUGAAUGUGAAACACUUGGAUUAAGUUCACCAAAUGAAUUACAAGCUGCAAUUGAUGGUAAUCGACGUGAAGCUAGACGUAGUUCUUAUACAUUUGAUUAUCCUAUAAUGAAUCCACCAAAUACAUCACGUUCUACUUCACCAGUCAGUACAACGACAGGAAAUCUACAAACAACACCAACAACGACUACCACUCCUAAUACGAUGACAACAUCAAAUACCAUGCCGAAUUCACCAUCUCCAUUAAGUGUAAAUCCUUCAUUAUCUAAUUCCAUUGUAUAUCCUAAUUCAUUAGGAUUUCCUAAUGGAUCUAAUUCUGAUGUAAAUCAAUUAUUAUCGAAUAUUCCAACAGGUUCAACAUCAUUUUGUACGAAUAAUUUGGGAUUUAAUACCCAAUUUGGACAAUUCAAUCCAUUUCUUACUAUACCAACAGGAUCAUUACCUACAAAUGGAUUAGGACUUCAAACAUCAUCUACAAUCUCAUCAUCUGCAACAGCAUCAGCAACAGUUCCUUCCAAUCAAAUGGGGGAUAAUCCAGUGAAUUUAUUCCCAUCACAUUUAUUACCAUCAAUGGUAUCUGGUCCAAAUUUUUCCAUAAUUGGAUCACAUUUUCAAGGUUUCAAUACAUCAUUAAAUAAUUCCGAUGAUCCAUUCAUAACGUCUUCAUCAUCAUCAUCUAUACAACCAGGAACUAUUUUACCUGGUAUACCAAAUAAUUUUACUGAUCCUAAUGCUAUGGCAGCAGCAGCUGCAGCAGCGGCAACGUUGUUUGGUGCAGGAUUUCCGACACUGCCUGGAGCUUUUACAGCCACACCACCAUCGUUGCCACUGUCAUUACAAACAACGAUAUCAAUAAAUACACCAUCAUUAACAACAACAGCGACGACAUUAAACAAUUCAUAUCUUGUAAAUAAUUCAUCAUUAAUUAACCAAUCAGAUGGAUGUCUUAAAUUUCCCAUAUUAAAUAAUCUGCGUAAUCAAGCGAAUCAUUCAAAUCCCAAUAAUGUGUUGAUCGAUACAAAUGAAAGUAAUACAUCUAGUGGAUUGAGGUCCAAGAAUAAAUUAACCCUACAUGAUAAUGAUGAUUGUCAAUUCACUUCAAGUUUACCAUUAAAUUUAACAGCAAAUGAAACUAACCUAAUCAAUUUAGAUGAGAAAGGUACUUCAUACAUAGAUAGUGAUCCCAGAUCCUCACUUAUGCCAUUAGAUCAUGAAAAGUUGAAUAAUAAAUUACAAUAUUAUAAUAACGAUGAAAAUGAAUUAAUUGCUUUGCACUCAGAUGAACGAUUUAUUCAAAAAGAUGGUAAAGACAAUCUGUUGAACAAUUUCAAUGAAACUGAUCGAAAAGUAAAUAAUCCUCGUCAUCGUCAUCAUCAUCAUAAAGAUUCUACUGCGUCUGAUGGUGAUGAUGAUGACCAUCAUAACAACGAUGGGGAUGAUGAUGAUACUUUAUUACAUACUGAUUGUUCUGAUAUUCAUAAUGAAAACAUAGAAUUAACAUGUAAAUCUAAUCCACCAGUAGAAGUGAAUAAACGUGAACUAACUGGAACAAAUAAUACUAUUAAUAAUAGUAACAGAUUACAACAAACAAACUUCUCUUUCGAAAGUGAAGAUUCAAAUAUUAAAACUGCUGCACAGGUGGCAUGCCAACAGUUAUGGGCUGCUGCCGCUGCCGCGGCUGCUGGUUUACAGUGUGGUGGCAUAAAAACGCCCGAAACAAACAAUUACGGAGUAUUAACAGGAAAUUUGAAUGGACCUCUAAAAUCUAGUCAAUUAUCUCAAGUUGAAAGUUCCAGUAACAUUGCCACUACUACUAGUAAUAAUAACAGUAACAAUAACAAACAAAUACAACAGUUGUCAUGCUCCAAGUCAUCAUCUUAUUCUUCAAACAAAAAAAGCAAUUCUCGUGCACCAAGUCAUUUAGAUACACCAAACGCUAAAAUCCCGAAACUAUCAUCUAGUAAUCAAAUGAAUAGUAGUGGUGGGAACAGUUCCAGUGAAGUCGGUGGGAAACAAUGUAACACUGGAUCAAAUUUAUCGAAAAAGUCGUCUGAUUUACGCAAACAAAAUGAAGCUAUUACAAUGUCAGCAAAUCUCCAUUUCAAUAAUAACAAUGCAUCAACAGGAGUAAAUAAUAGUUUAUCAGCUGCUCAGUUGUCAAUGGCAACACAGAAUUUCCGAAUUCAAACACAACCUGGUGCUCCAAUGGGACUACCACAGAAUGCUAUUGUUGUUACAAUGGAAAUGGGGAAUAUAUUAUAUCAAGGAGUAUUAUUUGGACAAUUAAAACGAUAA